AUGACUUCCAAGGCAUUUUGGCUUACGCUGUCGGUUUUGCUUUUUUACCAAGAUCUUGCAGUUGUAGCUACCAGUCUGAUUAGAAACAUUAAAACAGAGGAACAAGAAGAAGAAUUUAAAGAUACAACAGGGAAAAGUUGUGAAAAAUGGGAAGAAUACAAUGGCGUUCAGUGUGUAUGUGCACGGUCAAGUGGAAACCACUCACGCUGUGAUGGGGAGACUGGAAUGGUUUGCGAUGGCCAAGGGGGGCAAUAUCAGUCGAUUUGUCACUUUUCCCUCAGCAUGUGUCAAGGAAUCCUUUCCUACACAAAAGAAAUCAAAACUUGCGGACAUUGUAAAUGGUUGAUGGUGACCUACAGUGAACCAAAAGUCCCUUCUCAGUCUGUUUUGUAUCGAAGAAAUGAAGAAAGCAAAGGAUACGACACGUACUACAAUUCUCUUGAAGACAAUUCAAAAAUUUUCUACGAAAAGGAAUUAAACGCUUGGGUUAUAGGCAUUAAAAAUGAGACUGGUUCCUUUGUGUCCUUGGUUCAACACGAAAACGUGUUGUUUCCUCAAGAUAAUGCUGGCGGAAUGUUGGUGGUAAACAAAACGGAAGGAUCUACUGUGGACUUGCAAAUCAAUCCAUAUUUUCAGAUAAAAUGUCUGAAAGAUUCAGAUAUUGGCAAAAUAAGAAAACGUGAGAAGAGAUUUAUAUUUACACUGAUAGCAGUUAUAUCUACGGUGGUCUCCGUAACGGCAGUAGCAACAUCCACAACGUUAAAGAUUAUACAGGCAAAAAGAGGAUGCUUAUAUUAUCCCAGUGUGUGUAGAUUAAGGGAUGAAAUUAAAAAUACUUUAAAACCAGAAGUAGAGACGUUGAAGAGAAGCUUCUUGACAAAAUAUGGGGACCCAGAAAAGAUAAAAGGAAAUGUGGAAAAACACAUAGACAUGAUAUCAGAUAUAAAUGAAGCCGUAACCACAAUCAAAGAAUUGCAUGUAAAAUCCAAUUCUAGUCUUUCUGAGCUUACAACACGUUUAGGUUCUCUUACUAUGGAUGUCUCAGGUGUAGCCAAUCUACUGUCCGAGUAUAAUGAAUGGCUAAAUGGUACAAAACUACAGGCGGUUUUUAGCAUAAUAGGGUUUGAAAUAGAGUUAGUAAUCACUGUAGCUACCUUACCCUCAAUUAUUAGUUCAGCGGCAUCGGCAUUAACUGCUGGAAUCGCCAUUUUUACUAGCGUUAUAGCUAUUGGAUUUGCAAUAGCUGAUAUAGUUUCUAGUGUGCAGGAAGAAAAACGCAUAAAAAAUAAAUUGUUAAGCGCUAAAUCAGAAUAUUUAAGGGCCCGAAGAAAUUUAAAAACAGCGCAUUCUCAAAUGAUAAAGUUACAAAAACAAUUUUGUGAAAAAGUUAUCAAUUAUCUACGGCAAUUUUCAAAAACUGGAAAAAAUUACCAUAAAUUGUUUUCGAAUUUAUAUAAUAAAAUAGUUUCUCUUUACGGUAGAUGGGGAAAUUGUGCGGAAGAACGUAUUUAUUCUAAAACAAACAUGCACGUCUUAAGCAUGUUAGUAAUUUAUGUGAAACCACUUGUAAAAUAUCUAUCUGACAAUGUUAAACAACUUAAAGAGAAAAUAAGAGAGGUAAAGAUGAUGACACAAUUUCUAAAGGAAAUAUCGGAUAGUGUUAAAAUUAGAAAAAAGCAACCGUCAAGGAUAUUUGAAGAAUUAGAAGUGUAUGGAAGUUAUACGUCAAUUCCUAAACCAGUUUUUUCGAACUUGUUUGAUCUCUUAAGAUACAUAGCAAAAGAUAUUUUACCAAAAACUGAUUGUUACUGGGGACAUGAUCUAAAGCUUAUUAGAUCGGGAAAAAGAAGACAAUACAACUAUUUGAAUUCACCAGUUUGUCCCAGCUCUGAAAUACAGGAAACGAUAAAGAUUAUUGAAUCAGGUGUCAAAAAUAUAACGAAUCCAUGUCUGAUACAUCGACACGUGAAAGGCAAUAUAUUUCGAAGUAAAUAUUUAGUUCUACGAUAUAUUGCAGAACAUAUAAUUCCUACAUCAAAUUGUUACUGGGGAUACAAUCUACAGACCAUUCGACUAAAUCCAAACCCAAUUGAACUUGAGAUGGUAAAAAUAUCCUCAACGCUUUUUACAAUGCUUAAAGUCUUUUCAAUUGUUAACAUAACAGAAGCAACCGUCCAAAGAGCGAGGGCAUAUAUGUGUUCGAAAUCUUUGAUUUGUGGUGAAAAUUGGCAAUCGUUUAUUCUGUGUUCUGUAUGGAAAGAUUCUGUUGAUCCGAAUGUUUUGGAUUGCAGAGGAAAGUCCAGUUCAGUGCGUGAUAAAUACUGUGUUCCUCCACAAGACCGAUUCCAAGAAUGCGAAUAAAACUCUCAAACUUGAACUGUAAUGCAACCUAACACUGUUUGAUAAGUAAUAUAAAUAGCCAAAUAGGCAAAAUCUGCGCAUACUUUUAUAAAGAAAAUAUUUUACAUAACAUGCAAACUACUUUGUGUGUGUGAAUGUAU
Molecule: messenger RNA, 2501 nt
Organism: Saccostrea echinata
Lineage: Eukaryota; Metazoa; Mollusca; Bivalvia; Ostreida; Ostreidae
Exons: 8
Coding region: 1-2361 (786 amino acids)
Source: RefSeq, a predicted model, not a curated record